Molecule: messenger RNA, 4787 nt
Organism: Dendrobium catenatum
Lineage: Eukaryota; Viridiplantae; Streptophyta; Magnoliopsida; Asparagales; Orchidaceae
Exons: 6
Coding region: 908-4339 (1143 amino acids)
Biological process (GO): cortical microtubule organization
Cellular component (GO): cortical microtubule
Source: RefSeq, a predicted model, not a curated record
UAAAAUUUAAAAUAGAAAAAAAAUAAAGAACUGUCGUUGUACUGAGGAGAGAAAGAAAGGAAACCUUGCUUCAGGCGAACCUACGUUAAGAAAAGAGAAGCCCUAACGAGGUUGCUUGUCUGUCGCUCAUUCUACAUCGUAUCGUCUUGUCGUGCUUGCUUCCUUCUUUCCGAAGCUUGUUCCAACUUUGGAAUCGCUGGAAGCAAAAGCGUGCUCGACCGGUGGUGUAUUUGUCCGAUCUGCUUCAGAACAUCAGCUUUAGGCUAAGUUCAGCCAUUUGUACUGGUGUUCGAUUACCUCGAUCAAUGGGAGGCAGCUGUUUGGCUGCAAUUUUGAGAAGGAAUGUUGAAACCCUAGGCAAAACGGGAAAGUUGAGAAGGGGUUUCUUUUGGGCUUAUCUGGUGGAGAGAUGGUAGUUGGCAUUGAAUGUGGUUACAGUGUGUUCUUGCAUUUGUUCAGCUGACCGCACCUUUGUCUUCGUGUAAAUUUUAUCGAAAUGUUUGGCAUUGUCUUAUAUUUUUUAUUCCGUUUUCUAUGUACUAGAUUUAUGGGGUUCUCAAUACCUUCCAUGAGAAUGCGAGCGAUUUGGUUUGUUUAAUUUGAAGUUGGAAGAUUUGUAACAGCGUUGAAGGUGGAAAUGGUCAUUCUUUUGAUUUUAGCGGGAGCUCACCGUUUACUGCAAAUGCAAUGUAUCAGUGGAUUUGCUUUCGUGUUGUUUCUUGCAUCGUGGAAUGGCAUUUUUUUAUAACUGCAGGCUGCCAAUAAAAUGUGGAACAGUAAUGUGAAGUCUGUUCUGAACGCGGGAAUGCGGGCAUCGGUAUUUUCGGUUUAUUUCCCCCAUUAAUUUGGUUCAUGAAGAAAAUGGUAAUGUUUGGAUUUAUGUAAAGAAAGCAGGUUUUGGUGAACGAUGGCGCCUUCACCAGCUCUGAGAUGCUCACCAGGGUGGGAGCACAUGGCAGAAAAUGGUCACAAGAGUGGCCGAAGUUUUGAGAGUGUAUUGACUUUUAGAAACAAGGAUGAUGAUCUUGCACUGUUCAAUGAAAUUCAAAAUCAAGAGAAAGAUAACUUUCUUCUCCAUACGGCUGAUGAUUUUGAGGAAUCUAUUUCAAAGUUGAGGCAUUUCUCAGACUUCAAACUUGGCAUCAACAUUCCAACUAGAGGCGAGAGCAGUAAUUUGCUUAAUCAGGAAGGCGACAAAAAUGACUAUGAUUGGCUAUUAACCCCUCCUGAUACACCCCUUUUUCCAUCAUUGGAUGAUGAGUAUUCACAACCAAUUAAUCUUGUAUCUAGAGGUAGGUCAAGAAGCCAAUCGAUUACUUCAAGAUCAUUGACUGAUAAGAGUAAUCAGACAAGUCGAACUAGUUCUAGUCCAAACAGACUAAGUCCAUCUCCUCGAUCAAGUGGCAAAUUAGCCCAAAUGAGAUGGAGGUCAUCUUCAGUCCCACGAUCUGGUGCAUCUCCUGCCUUUAGGUCUACAACACCUACCCGAAGGUCAUCUACUCCAAAUGAACAAUCCACACAUACUCCAAGGUCCUCAAUUCCUACAUUACAAAGGCCUAGCACUGUUUUUAGUAUUCAUUCAUCAAACUAUGUUGGAAGAGGACCCUCUAUAGUAAAUGCAAGUCGGGGGAAUUGUUCUUCACCAAAAUUACCUGGGUGGAAAAUGACCCUCCCUAGUUUCACCUUAGAGACACCUCCAAACCUAUGCACUUCUUUAUCAGAUCUAUCAGUGACGUAUACAAAAGGUUCUUCUCCAACAUCUGGAAAUGCAAGGGAAUCAUCAAAGAAGCUUGGGAGGAAAUCAAUGUCACCAACUAGUUCAAGAAGCACUAGCUCGUCACAUGGUCAAGAAAGAAACUGUUUCAGCUCUUAUAGUAAGUGUUCUAUGGUGUCCUCUGGUGAUGAUGAUGAUGAAUCUCUGCACUUCAUAAGAGUUGGAAUCUCUAGAAGUACUCCUGCUAAAAAAGAUGGAGCUCUGGAAAGCAACAAAAUCAUGUCAUACUCUAGAAAACCAUCCGGAUAUUCACCAACAAAUUCCAUACCCAAAAGGUCUUUUGAUUCGGUCCUUAGAUUAAUGGCCCAGCACAAAACACCUCAUAAUAUGUUCAGGCCUCUUUUGUCAAGUGCCCCUGCAACCACUGUCCGGCCCAUUUUCUCAAGGAACUCUUCACUUACCACUAGUAGUAAUGCAAGCUCAGAACAGGGUCUUUUAAGUGUUGCACUUGAUGUGGAAGGAAGUGAGCUUGAACCAACGGAACUACAUGCUGGAUGGGAAAGGACUGAAGACUCUGAAACCCAAGAGGAAAUAUUUCUGUUUGAUAAGGUGGAUGAGAUUAUUGAAGAUACAAAUCAUGCUGUACUUUCUAGAAGGCCUCCGAGACGGGAUGAGAUGUUUGAUGAAAUUUUGUCAAAGAAAUUUGAUUCGGAAGAUAUCCACAAACUGGUGUUUCAAGAUGUUGAAACAAGUAACACCAAUCUAGACUCAACACAUUUUAUUGACAACCAUUGUGAUAAGGAUGGCCAUAUAAUGUCCGCUAUUUGCUCCAAAUGUAGUAAAGAAUUCAAGGUUUUAGAUUUGGAUGAAUUAGUAAAUUUAUGCCAAGAAUGUGCUGAAGAUGAUAGGCUUUGUACAACUGGAAGAGCUCUAACCUGUGUGCCGUUGACUCAAAAUGAUACUUUUCUGUUGGAUUUGGCAGUAGACACAGCUGGCAAAGGACCACUCAACUGUAAAGUUCCUGAAUUUCAUCACGCGGGUGAACUAAUGGGGACUGAUUGCUUGCCAAACAUCUGUUCUAUACAGUUGUUGAAUCAAAGGGAGUCUGAGCUUUCCAAUCAGCAUUUUGACAGAAAAAGGGAUACAAAUGUUCCACCGGAUGUCAGCAUUAAUGCACCACAACUGUCAAACCAGGCUGUUAAUCCCAGUUUAAAAGUUGAUAUUCCUGAAGGCACAGGUAUUUCAGUGCUUCUAUUGCAUGGAUCUGGCAGUAGUAAGUGGCCAAUUUUACAAGGAAAGACUGUGUCUGCUACAAAUGUUCUUUGUUUUGAGCCUUCUUAUUCUAGAGAUAAUAUUAAUUACUUUCAAAGAAGCAUUGGGCGAGACAUUGCUUCAGCAUCUUCUGCGGUUGCUCUGGGGUCAUCCAAGCAGACAGAGAAUUCCAUUCACCACCAGUUAAGUAGGGAAGGAGGGGCAGACAACAUGAGAAAUGAUACUGAUGGCAAUUCUCAUAGUAAGAGCUUACCUGUCGAUUUUCCAAUGAAUUGCUGUCAAUCUGGGCACCUCAAAAGUGAGAGUGAGCAAACAUUAAGUAGUUCUACAGAAUGUUUAGGAUACGAAUCAUUGAGAGAAAUAAUACUUGUUACUGAAGAACAUGAGGACUCUUUUGAUCAAUCAAAUUUUAAUGACAUGCCUUCUUCAUCUACAAGGCCAGUCAUUUUUGAGAAUUUCAUAUCCAAACAUACCGAUUGUUGCAUGACAUUAACCUCCUAUGAUUCACAAAAUUUGAACGAUCUAGGAAAUAGUGAUUUACCUUGCUCUUCAGCAGCAGCACAAGUAAUGUGUAAUGAAGAUGGCACUUCAUCCAUUCAUGCUGAUGAAUACCCUCAAAACAAUGGAAGGAAUCUCAGAAAUAUAGGAGGAACUGAUAUUCGUGGUUGCUCUGUGACGGAGGAAGAUUAUACUUCUCAAAAUGGUAACUUGGAUGCAGCUACUAAAAGAUUCUUCAUUCUGACUACUGAAUUACCACAUGUUUCCAGUGAGCUUGAGGACUACCAUACCGAGUGUAUUCCCUCCCAUAAUCCAGCAUAUACAGAACAGUCCAAUGGACAUUCUGUCUCCCAAAUAUCAGAGACUGAAAAAUCCUUUUCUACCUCAGAACCAUGCAAAGCUUUCCACGAACAUGGAAACCAUGAAUAUUCAGGUAUAAUAAUUGAACGGCCAAGAGGACAUAUGUCAAGAAGCUUGACAUUGGAAGAAGCAACGGACACCAUACUGUUCUGCAGUUCUAUUAUUCAUGACCUGGCCUACCAAGCUGCCACAAUUGGGAUAGAAAAGGAAUUGAACUUGCUACUUGAGGCUCAGGCUUCUGAUCCUUACUUGACAAACCCAGCAAAGCCCAUCACUGGACUAAGAGAACCUUGGAAAGUAACUUAUAACCAAACGCGAAGAUCUCAUAAGUUCAAACGAAAGAGAAUGGAAUCUCAGACCAAGUAUCCUCAUAAAGAAGCUGAGAAUGAUGUGAAUGCUCAUGAACUCUCUACUUCAAGUAUUGAAACGCCUGGUAAGGCUGACACUGGUAGGCCUCCUAAAUUAGAAUCCAAGUGCAAUUGCACUGUGAUGUAGAAGUAUUUCGGAGAAAUCUUCAUGAUAUAUAUAUACUCCAGCGAUUGGAACAGUGUUGUCCUUGUUCGUUUCUUUGAUUUUGAAACAUGGUCAGCACAUGCGCCAGCAUUCCCAAUUUGUUUUGUAAGAAAGCUACUCCCAAUCUUUGUAGUAGUGCUUGUAAAAUUAGAAAGGAGAAACCAAGAAGCUAUAUGAUGUGGCUCCUGCUUUGGUUUCUCCCCCCACCAUUUUUUUUUGUUGAUGGUUUCCUCUUGCUGCUUUGUAGUAAGUUGUGCUACUUGGCUUCAGUGGAGGAAAAAAAAAAAAAGGCCGCGACUUGAGCCCUUAUUUUGUAAAUGACCUUUAUUAUUUGUUCCGAGCCUAUGCUAAAAUUAUUAUUUGAAUGAUCUUGGUGAUUAAGGUCCCUUUUGAUAACUGGCAUUUAUUUACAUAAAGUGGUUUUCUUUCA